AAACAACGCUAGCUCUCACCACUUCCGCUUGUACCGUCUCCACAAUGCUGCUUUCCUGAAGGUUUUCUACUGUAUUUAACACAAAAUGUCUACUGAUCUGGUUCAGGAGGAGCGAGCUACUAAAGAAGAGCUAAAUAAACAGCUGAAGGAACAGAAGGUUGUGAUUGAUGAGCUGUCAAACCUGAAGAAACACAGGAAAGUAUACGUCCAGCAGCCGAAUAGCAACAUCUUCUUCCUCGCGGACAAAGGAGAGACGUUGAGCUUGUGCAAAAAGGAUCUGGAUAGAAUGAAGAAAGAAUACCAGGACAUGUAGAACCUGAGUGUGUGUGUGUGUGUGUGUGUAAAAUGUGUGGGAUCUGCUGUGUUGUGAGUUUGACCUCGUCUCAGUGUUCGCUUCACGAUCGUGUCUAUGAAACACUGCGUCGUCGGGGACCCGAUCACAGCCGGAACGUCAAAGCGAGUUCAUCGAACCCAGAGUACAGUUGCCUUUUCUCUGCUCAUGUCCUCCAUAUGAGAGGGAGUCUGACCCCGCAGCCUCUGCAAGACAACCGUGGGAAUCUCCUCCUCUGGAAUGGCGAGGUCUUUGGCGGAUUGGUGGUGGAACCUGAGGAAAACGAUACCCAAGUUAUUCUUGAUCGUUUGUCGGCGUGUAAAGGUCCGUCAGAUGUGUUGUCCGUCCUGGGUCAGGUUAAGGGACCGUGGGCGAUUAUCUAUUACCAGAAAGAGGAACAUUGCGUCUGGUUUGGGAGGGACUUCUUUGGGAGAAGAAGCUUGCUUUGGAGUUGGGGAACAGACAAGAGGUCCUUUACGCUGACGUCCGUGUCUACUGGCUCAGCGGAUCUCAAAUGUUCAGAGGUUCCAGCGGUCGGUGUUUACAGAG
Tachysurus fulvidraco (yellow catfish) is the source of this 880-nucleotide messenger RNA. RefSeq names its product ASNSD1 upstream open reading frame protein. The coding region runs from base 86 to 313 and encodes 75 amino acids. The record is from RefSeq and is a predicted model, not a curated record. NCBI's taxonomy places the organism in Eukaryota, Metazoa, Chordata, Actinopteri, Siluriformes, Bagridae. The transcript is spliced from 4 exons.